AUGAACUGGCAUAAAUUAUUAUCCGAAUCCGCUCUUUCUAAAAACCCUAGAUCUCUGGCUCAUGAAGCGAGACAGAGUAAGCAAAAUUUGAACAAGCCUGACGUUCGCUGCAAGUCUGUUCCAGAAACAUCAAGGCCUCUCCAGAUGAAGAGGAAAUUCUGUGAAAAGAAUGCAACAGAGAUGUUGGAGCUCUUUGAAAUAGCCAAGAAAUCUGCAGAUGUGGCUAAUGCGAAGGGACUUCUCUUGGCUACAAAAGAGACAUCGAUAUGUGUGGACACUCUGGCUUUACUCAUUGAGUUCCCAAUCAGUUCAACAGCGAAAAUCAUUGUUACUAUCGCUUUCUUAUUCCUCAAGAAACAUAGAAAAUCAUUGUUUAUAUAUCAUCAUCAUCAUGAUUUCAUAUAUAACUCUGCACCUUGGAACAUGAUCACAUUUGACAAAGAAUUCAGAAAGAAUAAGCUUGAAAAAGGACCAAGAAUAACUGUGGAAAAAAUCAAUCAUUUGGUGAACUAG
Messenger RNA from Microthlaspi erraticum, 513 nucleotides. The record is from the annotation of a GenBank genome assembly. NCBI's taxonomy places the organism in Eukaryota, Viridiplantae, Streptophyta, Magnoliopsida, Brassicales, Brassicaceae.